UUGAAUUCCGAAUACCCAACAACAGAAACCAUGAUGCUAAAAGCAAGUGUCCCAUUCAAAAUAAAGUCAGUGCGUCUCAGUCUCAAGUAACUUUAUUGAUACGAUGUUACAUAGUUCACCAGGCCUAUCGCCAAACCCUCCUGAAAGAUGCUUUUAUUUCGCCUUACUGGAGUAUGUGUACUAUUAUUAUAUUACCUAGAGAUAAUUGCACUCCUGGUAAUUUCAAACUCCCCAGGUAGCCCGAUGGUAACCCCGCCUACUGCCUCGCAUUAGCCCGCCUCCAACUCCCUAAACAGUUUAUAAUGAAGAGGCGAGCGUUCAGCUUGCCAGUGACAUGCCUCCUGUCAAACGAGUGUGUAUCUGUUGAGUAGCCUACUUUCAAUCAUUCAAGGAGAAGACCAUUUUCUAUUUAAAAUAUUUUUUUCACGAUCUCUGGUGAUGGCCCUCGCUGAUGCGAUGCUGCCGUCAAUUUCUGCUUUUGCAACUUCGACACCUGAGGAGAAGCAGACCGUUCAGCACUGGAAAGUGGAUCAGACGAGGAUAGGGGACGACAUGAAACCGCUCAUCGAGGUGGAGUUCAGCAUCGUGGAGGGCUCUGCGCUGAACAAAGAGGAAGACGACCUGUCGAAGUUUUUGGAUCUAGAGUUUAUCUUGUCCAACACAAUCGGGAAUAACUCGACCAGUCAUUCUACAUAUCCACUUCCAGAGUCACCGGAUAGCUGUAGUACAGUGUAUGAUAGCGACAGUUCUCAUCAAACUCCUAACGCGUACUGCAGCAGCAGUUACAGCUCAAGUCCCUGUCACAGUUUGGUGGCGGAGUUGCUGACCCCUGACAUGGGUUAUCAGGGCGACGCUCAGCGAGACUUCAGACUGACUGAGCGGCGUGAGUAUACUGAGCUUGGAGUUCCGAGCUCGGAGAACCAUGUGCACUUAGCUGUAAAUCAUAUGGGAUACAAAAUUAAAACGGAGAGUCAAGAACAGUCGUGCAUGAUGCCAACAGACUUUAUGGGACAUGGUUACGAACAAAAGCCCCCACGGCUCAUGCACAACGGAUUCAUGCAGCAGCAGGCGUGCGCGCAGGGGUUUGCACCUCAGAUUAUUCACCAGAGUUUGUCCCGGGAUGAAAUGGCGCGGAAAGACUGUCACCUGGCGGAGAUGAGCGCACACCACCACUCUCAUUUGACGCGCUCCCAACAGUACUUGCCAGGUGCGUACCCACAGCAGUACCCUCAGCACCCUGGAGCGCAGCAGUACCACGGAGAGUACGGCAUGUUCAGGGAGUCUAUGCGUGUCCAUCCGGGCAUGCCUGGCGCGGUGUUGACCCCACCGUCAUCGCCACUGCUGGAAUUCUUCGCCGCCGAAGACACUAAGCCAAAGCGAGGCCGUCGAUCUUGGGCAAGGAAGCGCACAGCGACACAUAGCUGUGAAUUUCCUGGCUGCGGAAAAACGUACACCAAGAGCUCUCACCUGAAAGCUCAUCUACGAACACACACAGGUGAAAAACCUUACCACUGCAGCUGGGAAGGCUGUGGCUGGAAGUUCGCCCGAUCCGACGAGCUGACCCGUCAUUACAGGAAGCACACUGGACACCGGCCUUUUCAGUGUCAUCUUUGCGAAAGGGCCUUUUCCAGGUCCGACCACUUGGCUCUGCACAUGAAGAGGCACAUAUAAAACAUAUUUUUGAUAUAACUUUUUAUCUCCCCUCGCAGAGGGUGUUACUUUUCACUUGUAAAUAUGCGAUUUUAGAUUAAGUUAUAGCUGUAUUUAAGAAGAAUGACAUGCUGAAUGUGCAUUCCUUGUAAAUUAUUUUCUGUUGACCUGGAGAAACGGAUAUGAGAUGAAUCGGGGCAGGACCCACACCAUGUUUUUGUACAUAUAGGCCUACACAUUGGGUUCGUUUUGUACAUAUAGGCCUACACAUUGGGCUAGUUUUGCUGUAUGCUUUUUAUUCUGUUAUUGUACUUUUCGUAAUAACUGCCCUUGUCAGGGGUAUGUGUUUGUAUUGAGCAGUUAAGACUGCCUGGCAAUUGAUUUUUAUUUUUCAUUUUUUCAAAAUGUUCUGUUUGCCUAAAAUGUAAAUGACAAUCACUUGGUCUUGAUGGUUUUGGAGAAAAGGUACUAUCCAAACUGCCUUACAGUGAAGUGCUUAUAAUUUAUGUCAUCAAAUGAAUGACAUGAUGAAGUUAUGCCAUGUAUAUGCGUAUUAUCUGCAUACUUGAACAUUUCUUUAAAACUCUUAUUCGAAAUGACAGAUAUGUCUGUCAUCCACUCAGAUGCUUGUUGAUUUUAAAGAAAUUCAAAACAAAUAAAACAAAUAUUCAAAA
Clupea harengus (Atlantic herring) is the source of this 2324-nucleotide messenger RNA. It is a transcript of the gene klf17, whose product is annotated as KLF transcription factor 17. The record is from RefSeq and is a predicted model, not a curated record. Gene Ontology annotation, molecular function: RNA polymerase II cis-regulatory region sequence-specific DNA binding; DNA-binding transcription factor activity, RNA polymerase II-specific. Lineage: Eukaryota; Metazoa; Chordata; Actinopteri; Clupeiformes; Clupeidae. Gene Ontology annotation, biological process: regulation of transcription by RNA polymerase II.